CGACGUGCCGGAAGUGCUCGCUCCCGGGUUGUUUCUGUUUGCAGUCGGCGGAGGAGAUGCUCCGGGAGGCCGAGUGCGGGAAGCAGGAGGACUGUUAGAAAGCAGGCGGCUCAGCGUGGGGCCCGGGCCGGGCGGCCGGGCCGCAGCCAGACCAUGAGCUACACCAGGCACUGGGGGGAACGGUUCCUGAACCUGCGGGUGCCCCCCGCCGGUGUGUUCGCCGUGGCCUUCCUGGCCCGGGUCGCCCUGGUUUUCUACGGUGUCUUCCAGGACCGGACUCUGCUGGUGCGGUACACCGACAUCGACUACCAUGUGUUCACGGACGCCGCGCGUUUCGUCACGGAAGGGCGCUCGCCUUACCUGAGGGCGACGUAUCGCUACACGCCGCUCCUGAGUUGGCUGCUCACUCCCAACAUCUACCUCACCGAGCUCUUCGGCAAGUUUCUCUUCAUCAGCUGCGAUCUCCUCACCGCCUUCCUCCUAUACCGCCUGCUGCUGCUCAAGGGGCUAGGGCGCCGCCAGGCCUGUGGCUACUGCGUCUUCUGGCUGCUUAACCCCUUACCCAUGGCGGUGUCGAGCCGGGGCAACGCCGACUCCAUCGUGGCCUCUCUGGUGCUCACUGCCCUGUACUUAAUAGAGAAGCGGCUGAUCGCGUGUGCCGCGGUGUUCUAUGGCUUCGCGGUGCACAUGAAGAUGUAUCCGGUCACUUACAUCCUCCCCAUAGCGCUCCACUUGCGGCCCGAACGCGAAAGCGACGAGAGUCUCCGGCAAGCCCGCUACUCCUUCCAGGCUCGUCUGUACGACUUCCUGAGGAGGCUGUGUAGCUGGGCGGUGCUGCUCUUUGUCGCGGUGGCGGGACUCACGGUUUUUGCCCUGAACUUCGGUUUUUACUAUAAAUACGGUUGGGAGUUUUUGGAGCACACCUACCUCUAUCAUCUGACCAGGAGGGACAUCCGCCACAACUUUUCACCCUACUUCUAUAUGCUGUACUUGACGGCAGAGAGCAAGUGGAGUUUCACCCUGGGCAUCGCCGCGUUCCUGCCACAGUUCAUCCUGCUUUCAGCCGUGUCCUUUGCCUAUUACAGGGAUCUGGACUUCUGUUGUUUUCUUCACACAUCCAUCUUUGUGACUUUUAACAAAGUUUGCACUUCUCAGUACUUCCUUUGGUACCUCUGCCUUCUGCCUCUGGUGAUGCCACUAGUGAGAAUCCCUUGGAGAAGAGCCAUAGCCCUCUUGAUGUUGUGGUUUAUAGGACAGGCCUUGUGGCUGACUCCCGCGUAUGUGCUAGAGUUUCAAGGCAAGAACACCUUCCUGUUUAUUUGGUUAGCGGGUUUGUUCUUUCUUCUGAUCAACUGUUCCAUCCUGAUUCAGAUUAUUUCCCAUUACAAGGAGGAACGCCUGAUAGAGAGGAUCAAAUAUGAAUGACGUGCGUUCUGGAUCUUCUGCAGCUUCUGUUACAUUCUGAUCAUUCUGUAUGGACUGGGAAAGCUUUGCAAGUUUUUCCUCCCUGAACAUUCUGAGGACUCUAGUGAACGUUCCCUCGUUCCAAUAGAAAUGAAAACCAGUGUUGGCCUUCUAUGUAAAGGGGACCCAAUAAUUGAGGUCCAAGUCUCAUCUGCUUGAGAGAAGUAAAGGUCCUUGUCUGACAGUCGGAAAGCCGAUGAAGCUAGAAGAUGCUCACAUGUUUUUGAACAGUAGAAAAGUCGACAUAAUGUCCCUAGCAGUGUUUGUUCCUGUCACACUGGGCCACUGUUGUCCCUUCAGCCCCCACCCUUCCUUUCUGCCGUGGUGACAGCUGUGAACAUUUACAGAGUUCCCAAAGUACAACAUUUUUUACAUAUAAAAUAUUAACACUACCAUGUGUGGUCGGGAAAGUUUGAAAUUUUUGUAUUGGGGCUUAGAGAUAAACAAUCCAAAGAAUUUAAA
Messenger RNA from Microtus ochrogaster (prairie vole), 1926 nucleotides. It is a transcript of the gene Pigm, whose product is annotated as phosphatidylinositol glycan anchor biosynthesis class M. Gene Ontology annotation, biological process: GPI anchor biosynthetic process. Gene Ontology annotation, molecular function: alpha-1,4-mannosyltransferase activity; GPI mannosyltransferase activity. Gene Ontology annotation, cellular component: membrane; glycosylphosphatidylinositol-mannosyltransferase I complex. The record is from RefSeq and is a predicted model, not a curated record. NCBI's taxonomy places the organism in Eukaryota, Metazoa, Chordata, Mammalia, Rodentia, Cricetidae.